Messenger RNA from Pseudonaja textilis, 3174 nucleotides. NCBI's taxonomy places the organism in Eukaryota, Metazoa, Chordata, Lepidosauria, Squamata, Elapidae. The record is from RefSeq and is a predicted model, not a curated record.
CCUGGCCAACAAGCAGAGCUGUAAUAAAUUUGAAUUUUGACUCUGACUCCAAGGAGCUGGAUGGGGCCAGGAGAAGCAAGAAGAAGUCAGUGGGACUUUCCCACCGCCCCCACGAGACAGGGUGGCCCAGGUGUUUUUCCAGCACCAGGUGACGUGGAUGCUUUCCUCUAGGGGGCCUUGGUUCACGUGUGCCACACAGGAAACCUGGAAGUGAAAGUAAGAAAGCAAAUUGGGCACAGAUCAAGCGGACUUCCUUCCGAAUGCCUGCUGUGGGACUCGGCGUCCUGCUGGUGUUUUUUGCUUCUUUCCAGCCCACUCAAGGUGAAGACCUCCAGCCACCUCAGAACCUCACUUUUGUCUCAAAGGAUUACAGUGUGUUCGUGAAAUGGUUGCCGCCGGAUGGAUCCCCACCGGGAGUGUCCUAUACUGUCCUUUGGAUAGAGAGUUUUGAUCAUCAGUGGGAGGAAGUACAGCAUUGCCAAAAUAUCACUGAAACCAUUUGCAAUAUGACCUGUGUGUUUCAAGAACCAAGCAACCGAUACUGGGUCAAGGUGGAAGCUCAAAGCAGAACCGGGGCUGGAUCCAUCCCAUCGGUGCCUGAAAGCAUCGACUACAUCCUUCAGGUGCAACUUGCUCCUCCAGUUCUCAGAGUAAAAUAUACCAGAAAUAUCCUUGGCGUGAACGUUUCUUUCACCUACCCUUCUUGUUUGAAGGACGUCUUUCAGUCUCUGACAUAUGAUUUGGAGAUUUGGAGAGGUGAAUUCCAGAAAUUGGUGACAUUACAGAACACUCACGAGCCUUCAGUGGAGGUCAACACAACAGAUUGGCUCCAUGGGGAACACUGUCUUCGUGCCCGAACAUCCUUUAGAAAUGAAGACAAGUGGAGUAAUUUCUCGGAACCAGUUUGCCUGUGGUUGCCUGAAGAAAGAAAAUGGGAAAUGGUUGCCAUUCCUUUGCUUGUUAUAUUGGCCACUGGUGCUGUGUUGCUUAUCUUCUGUUAUAACCACACGAUCAAGCAAGUUGAGAUGCCUUCAGCUUUGGAUUUUCCUAAGUACCAGCACCCAACGUACCUGCUGAAAUUUAAUGAAAGGGAGUUGACCAUACAGAAAGUCAACUUUAUUCUGGAACCGAAUAUCACACCUGCCCUGUCAACUCUUUCAGUGGAUUCUUUAUCAAAAGAAAGUGAAGACAGCGAGGAUGAGGAUGAUAGUAGUAGCCACAUUCCUUACACAAAAACUCUUCGAUUCCAGAAGAAGGAUGAAAACUGCUCAACGGUUGGCACUUUUCCAACAUGUUCCGGCUCUUCUUCUGGAUCUGGAGAUUCUCAGCUAAGUGGAGAAAGCUGGCCAGCUGCAACAAUGUCAAAGCCCUUUUUUACAGCAGAAUGGAUGACAACGGAUGCUUCUUCGGGACUCUUAGAGAAGACUUUCCUUUCUGAGGACUCCAUUAUGGAUGAAUCAGUUAGCUUUGCAGAUGACUUCUCAGCUCCUAGUAGAGAAGGUCAAGAAAUUACAAACAGAGAUGUCGACUUUUUGAACCAGUUAAUAUUAUCAGAAAGUCACGACUUGUGCUUUUCCACAGGUUUGGAAAUUAGAACUGGAGGAGUCCAAUGCAGAAGCAUUUGUGCAAGUCUAGAAAACUCACAGACAUCUCUUUGUAGUCAGCCUGAAAGGCAGUUUAUAGAAGAAUGGAGAUGUGAAAAUGACUCUAACAAUCAUGAGUCUGUCUGGCAAGAAACAUCUCUGCUUGAGGUGUCUUGUAAAGACAGGGUUGAAAAUGGAGAACAGGUUGAAAACAACACUCUGAAAUCUACAGGCCACAAUUAUCAACCCAGACAAGGACAUUACAUUUCAAGAACCUGAUGCCAGUUACUGGUAUGUAUUCUAAGAGUUAGAGAAGAUCUUGCCAUGAUUUUUCUAAAAGAUCCUUUGGUGGGAGUUGUACUUUAAAAAUCUCAGUCAAAUUCUGUUUGAAAUCAGAAUGAACCAAACAGGACAGAGAUUAUAGUUACAUUCUAUUUCUAGUUGCCAUAUUCUUCCAUUACAUCUUAUUCUACAAAACAAAACAAAGCAAAACUGAACUUUCCUAAGUGAAAUUCCAUUGAGAUUGAAAACCGGAACAGUGGUGUCCAUUAGUGAUUUUGUCAUGGAAAUUAGAAUUUUCCUAUGGAGAAUUGGAAUUCUUGGAAAAAUGAGUGUUGUUUCCCGACUGACUAUUGGGAUGUUCAGCUAAAAAAUAUCAUAUUUUGGAUAUCCAUAUCCAUUUCUCCAUUUGUGAAUAGUUGGAUAUGUUUUCCCCAUUUAUUUUAGUCUUUUUUUGAACAGUGAUUUCUAAUCAGAACUGUAACUAGCCAUUUGCAAGUCUCUUUAGUGUCCACAAAUUGGUUUAAGCUUGCUGACACCAAUAUGUGAACAAAUAACAGUUCAGUCUGAGAUCAAGAAUUGAGAACAGGAAAUACAGAAGGUUCUUGUGGAAGCAUUAAGGAUUGCAUUAUGUGAGCUAAUCCAGACUGGUGCUGUUCUUUUAAGGUGAAAGGCAUAGUUUCUAGAAUUGAGGAAGAGAUAAAGAUAAUAUCUCCCUCUUUUAGAGAAAGUUCUUUCAGCCUCAAACUAGGCCUUAAUAACCUUUUUUUCAUCAACUCAUUGCAAAGGCAAAAAAGAAAUGUCAGAUAUGCUCUUUAUUGUGCAAUUGUAUGCACACAAACUUGGAUCUAAGUUUAUAUUGAAGUGAAAUACCAAUAAAGGAAAAUACCUGUAGCUAAGGGUUGAAAUUAGGGGGUCCUUGGUGUUCUCUGAGCUUGUUUUGUUUUCUUGCAGGCAUUUCAUCACCCAACUAGAUAACAUCAUCAGUGCUAGUGCUGCUAGUACUGCUAAAUGCUAGGGAUGUUAUUACUGAUGACGUUACCUAGUUUGAGCAAUGAAAUGCCUGCAAGAAAAAAAGCAAUCUCAGAGAGCACCAAGGACGCCUAACUGUGAAGUAUUUCAAACCAAGAGCCGCUCUUAGAUUCUAAAUAUUAUUAUAAAAUGUCUUUGUGUUUUAUGCCUUCAUUUACAUCUCAUAUUGAGAUUGCCAUGUUGUGUCUCUCAUUGGUUGGGGCAACAAAAUUCAUGGACCAUUGUAGUUCAGAGUUGAACUAUAACUCUUUGGUGCCCUGUAAUACCGGAAGUGAUGAAA